Maudiozyma barnettii is the source of this 276-nucleotide messenger RNA. RefSeq names its product Slo1p (gene SLO1). NCBI's taxonomy places the organism in Eukaryota, Fungi, Ascomycota, Saccharomycetes, Saccharomycetales, Saccharomycetaceae. The transcript has a single exon. Bases 1 to 276 code for a protein of 91 amino acids. The record is from RefSeq and is a predicted model, not a curated record.
AUGUCAGAAGAAAAUGUUACUACGGUACCAAUAACCAAAGAACCUAAUAAUGAAACAGAAGGUCAACUAAAAGCCGAAGAAGGUGAAACAUCAUUUGCACUUUCAGAAGAGCAGAAAAAUUUGAAAGAAACUAAACUUUUACGUGACACAUUAGAUUUGCUUUGGGAUAAGACGCUUGAGCAGAGAAAAGUAUGCGAACAAUUGCAACAGGAAAACGAAUAUCUACAUGACUACAUUGAUAAUCUAAUGUCAUCCAGUAACGUUCUGGAUAAAUAG